CAUCAGUGUUUCCGACGAAUUAAUAGAGCAGAGCAACAAUAAUGGCCGCUAUGCGUAGAGUUUUCCUUCUUGUAAGCAGGUCUAUGAAGAACAACUUCAUAACAAGCCUGCGAACGGAUCACAUAGGGGAUGUACGUAAAAUGAAAUUUAAGUCGUUAAAGCCUGGUGUAGCUGGGAUGUGUGUAGCAGCAGGAGGAGCUGUCGCUUAUUAUUAUUUCUGUCAUGUGAACAACUCGAAUCGGGGGAAGGGAUUGAUGUUCAAUAUCAACAACAAAAAGGACCUGCUCCCAUCACUACCCGCAGUAGCUGCUAAAGAACAGUCCAGAGGUCUGGAUUUUGAAGAUGGAGAUGUCUACAUUUCUUCUCAUGAGCAAAGAUUCCGCAUGUUUUCCUCUGUUGAAUAUGAGGGCCAACUCUACAUGACCCCGCAAAAUUUCAUUGAGUCUGUCACAAUGGAUGAGCCCAAAUACAGGAGACAGUGGAAGUCACUUUCAAAGCAGGAGUUGGAGCAGAUACUUGCAGCAACACCACCUGUUUGGAGAGGGACAUCAAAACUGUUUCGAAACUUGCGUGAUGGAGGUAUUAUUGCCUACACUGAAUAUCUCUUUCUGCUGUGCAUUUUAACAAAGCCUCAUGCAGGCUUUAAGAUAGCUUUCAAGAUGUUUGAUGCUGAUGGCAAUCAGAUGGUGGACAAAAAGGAGUUUUUAGUGCUGCAGGAGAUAUUCCGAAAGAAAAAUGAAAAAAAGGGAAGAAAAGGAGAUGCUGAAAAAUCUGCACAGCUGAAUUUGCAACUUUAUGGAUAUCAGUUUGCUCCUAUAAACAACGUUCUUAAAGAUACUGAGGAGUAUGCCCCUAGAAGCUACUGGGAUAUACUGAGACGCAGCACAAGCCAGGCACUCUUUUCAGACCUUGCAGAGCGUGCGGAAGAGAGUAUGAUGGUAGACACGACGCUCCUGAUGCACUUCUUUGGAAAGAAAGGGAAAGCUGAGCUCAACUAUGACGACUUUUACAGAUUUAUGGAUAAUCUGCAGACAGAGGUUCUGGAGAUUGAGUUCCUAACCUACUCCAAAGGGAUGACUACCAUUAGUGAAGAAGACUUUGCUCGCAUUCUGUUACGUUACACAAAUGUGGAGAACAUAAGCAGCUAUCUAGAUAGCGUACGGCAGAGGAUUUCAGAAGAAAAGGGUCUCACAUUUGAUGAGUUUAGAUCAUUCUUCCAGUUCUUGAACAACUUGGAGGAUUUUGCAAUUGCAAUGCAAAUGUACAAUUUUGCAAACCGAUCAAUUGGACAAGAUGAGUUCAAGCGUGCAGUUUAUGUAGCAACAGGAUUAAAACUAUCCCAGCACUUGGUGAACACUGUCUUCAAAAUCUUCGAUGUCGACCGAGAUGAGCAGCUAAGUUACAAAGAGUUUAUUGGAAUCAUGAAGGACAGGCUGCACAGGGGUUCUCGGGUGGCUAAACAAUAUGGCGUAUCUGCAUUCUUCACUUGUGUGAAGACAGAAGUCAGAAAACACUGUAAACGACUGUGGAGGCGAUAUAAAGAAAACGUUUUGUAGUUUAUAAAUAAGAGCUUGUUUAAUGCCUUAUAGCUCACUUAUAUCUUGAAAAUGUUAACUUAAUCUACUAUUAACUGUAUUGUACAAGCAAUAAACAUUUUUCUGACUGGCCUGUUAGAUGACAGUUAGAUGAAAAACUUUACUGAGAGAACACAGAAUGCUGAUAAAAUACCCGCAUGCAAGCUUGAUGAACCUAAGAAUGUCCACCAGGUAUGUUGCAUGACAAGUGUACUAUUUAGGCAAUAUUCCCUGUUGCUGAAGGCUAAUAGAAGCCUGCCAGAGCAGGAAGCUUAUUGGCUCACGAUAAUUCUGCACUAAAAUCACCAUUUUUUAAAACAAUUUAACACACUGAAGCUGCUGUAACUUGCACUCACUGAGCUGUAUUUAAUUGUGUAUUAAUUAUACUUGCUUUGCACCUUUAACCUGCUCUUUUAUUUUUCCAUACACAUGGUACCUUAAAGAGCAUUUUAAAAUCUAUUUUGCUAACAUUUUCUUCAAAAUGUAACACAAUACUUGGGAGUAUGCUUUAGGUAAUCUAAAGAUUUUGUUGUUGAAUGCAUUAAUAAAUUGUUUUAAAAAUGUA
Molecule: messenger RNA, 2139 nt
Organism: Polyodon spathula (Mississippi paddlefish)
Lineage: Eukaryota; Metazoa; Chordata; Actinopteri; Acipenseriformes; Polyodontidae
Product: calcium uptake protein 3, mitochondrial-like
Exons: 14
Coding region: 42-1556 (504 amino acids)
Biological process (GO): calcium import into the mitochondrion; mitochondrial calcium ion homeostasis
Cellular component (GO): uniplex complex
Molecular function (GO): calcium ion binding
Source: RefSeq, a predicted model, not a curated record